AUGUCUGAUAAUGAAGAUGGUGGGAAUGAUGGAGCCCUUUCUCCUGCCUACGAUGCGGAACCUGAGUAUGAUCCAGAUGAGCCAACUGAGCCCUUCGACCCAGAUGGUGAAGGCACACACGAAAUCGACGACAUCACGAUAGGACAAAAUCCUGACCAGCUGUUGACCACAGGAGACCGUUCUGUUGUUGUAUCAGGAGAUGUCGCGGCAGCAAAAAAAGCCGAUAAAAACCCUAAAGAUAAAAAGAUUCCUAACGAUCAGCGUAUCACUACUCCAUAUAUGACGAAAUAUGAGAAGGCAAGAAUCCUCGGCACAAGGGCCCUACAAAUCAGCAUGAAUGCGCCUGUGCUAGUCGAUCUUGAGGGUGAAACCGAUCCACUUCAAAUCGCAAUUAAAGAGCUUAGAGAGAAAAAAGUACCUUUGAUAGUCCGUAGAUACAUGCCUGAUGGCUGUUAUGAAGAUUGGACCUGUGAAGAGCUUUUGCAGUAG
This is a messenger RNA of Blumeria graminis f. sp. triticale, 489 nucleotides long. The record is from the annotation of a GenBank genome assembly. NCBI's taxonomy places the organism in Eukaryota, Fungi, Ascomycota, Leotiomycetes, Helotiales, Erysiphaceae.